Messenger RNA from Acanthoscelides obtectus, 462 nucleotides. Lineage: Eukaryota; Metazoa; Arthropoda; Insecta; Coleoptera; Chrysomelidae. The record is from the annotation of a GenBank genome assembly.
AUGGAUAAUCCCAGUAACAAAGACAUAAUGAAAACUAUACAACAGAAGUUUUCAGAAAUAGAAAAGGCCCUUAAUUUUAAUGGCGAAGUGAUGGAGGGGUUACAAAGAACAAUAAAAGAUAUAUCGGAUGAGAAUCGUGAGUUGCGAAAAACACAAGAGCAUCUUAAGAAUCGUGUUGCUGAACUGGAGAAGGAGGUAGUAACUUUGAAGAAAAAUGUUUCUAAAGAUGAAGAUGAAGCUAGGAAGAAAAGGGUGAUUAUUAAAGGAAUUAAAGGAAAUCAGAAUAUUGAUGAAAACGUCAAAAAAGUAUUUUUGAAACUGGGUAUGGGGGAACCUAGCUAUAAGGUGUUUGUUCUUUCUAAGGCUGAGGUAGAUCCUACUGUGGUGGCUGUGCAAUUUGAUUCAGUGGAACAACGUAAUACGGUUAUAGAAAAGAGAAAAAGUCUAUCACUGAGCAAUUAA